This is a messenger RNA of Paramecium tetraurelia, 2421 nucleotides long. RefSeq lists its product as uncharacterized. Gene Ontology annotation, molecular function: mRNA binding. Lineage: Eukaryota; Ciliophora; Oligohymenophorea; Peniculida; Parameciidae. Gene Ontology annotation, cellular component: DSIF complex. Gene Ontology annotation, biological process: transcription elongation by RNA polymerase II; regulation of DNA-templated transcription elongation; regulation of transcription by RNA polymerase II. The transcript is spliced from 3 exons. The record is from RefSeq and is a predicted model, not a curated record.
AUGAGCUAAAAAAAUGACGAUUAUCGAAGUGAUUAGGAUGACAAAAGUCAGUCUUCUAUUGAUUCAAUUGAAGACCUUCCUGAUUCUUCAGAGUCAGAAUAAUUCAAGUAGUCGAAGAGCAAGAAAUUACUCAAGAAACAAAAGAACUAGAAGAAGACAAGAUUGAAUAAGCAAAAGUUCAUAGACACAGAAGCGUCUGAAACAUCAGACAACGAGUCAGAUGACAAUUCAGUAGGGGAAAUUACGAAGGGAAAGCAAGAGCAGAUGUACAACGAAUUGGCCCUCAAGAGAAAACAUCACAGAGAUGUUGUUAAGCAAAUCGAGGAAAGAUAUCAAGAUGGAGAUUAAGAUAUAUAAAUUGGGGAUGAUGUGGACAAAUCAGAAGAUGAAAUUGAAAAACCAGGUCUCAGAGACCCCAAAUUUUGGCGUGUUUCAUGUAAUAAGGGCAAAGAACAAGAGGCUGUGACAUCGAUCAUGUUUAAGCAUAAUCACUUGAUAGACACCAAUCCACUUGAAAUUGUAUCAGUCUUUGCACUCAAAAAAUUCCCAGCAGCCAUUUUCAUCGAAGCCAAUUUUGAACAACAUGUCAUGAGAGCCAUCGAGGGUCUGACUAUUGUUAGACAAUGUCCACCUGAAUUGGUUGAAUCUGAACAAUGUCCAAACAUGUUCAAGCCUGCUGAAGUCGAAUAAAUAGACAUUGAAGAAGGCCAAUGGGUCAGAGUUAGACAACACAACAUUUACUCUGGAGAUCUUGCUAGAGUCAUGUAAGUGGAUCAAGAGAGAAAACUUAUCAAACUCAAAGUAGUUCCCAGACAAAAAUUACUAAUGAAAUCUCUUGAAGAAGAGGAAGAAAAUAAAAAGAAGAAUUCCAAAAAGAAUAAUGCCAAUGCAGAUCAAUCUCGCUUCCAAAUGAAAGAAGAAGAAGGUGAACCACCCAUUGAAGACAAUGAGCCUUUCUAAAGAGGCAGCAAAUUCAAGUUCUUAAAAAGAGCCAAGUAUCUUCAAGAACAAAGGAAAUACAUUCGUGGUCCUAAAAUACCUAUUUAGAUGACCAAGAAAUCCAUUAAUGAUGACAAUGACGAACCUACUUCCCAAUUCUUCUAUACUACCAUUAGAGAUGAAUGGACAUCUGCUAAAAAGGAUGGAUUUGAAAUCAUCACUCUUCCAGUUCAUCAGGUUCUUACUGGCAAUAUCAAACCCACUGUAGAAGACUUGUAAUACUUCUAUCCCGAUGUCCAGGAUUAUAGGUUGAUCCUCUAGAAACUUCAUUCCAGUUUGAAGUAAGUGGUUGAACAAAAGUCCCAAAUUCAAAUCGGAGAUUACAUCACUCUCACUCACGAUCAAGCUAAAUCCUCCAGAUACAAGGUUUCAUAAAUCCUAUAAGAUGAGAACAAACUCAUUAUUAGCAAGACUGUUAAAAAUAAGAAUAAUAAUGAGAAAAGGAACUAUGAAUAUAAACUAGAUAUCAGUGAAGCAAAAUUGGCCUUCAAACUUUAUCAAUAAGUUUCCAUUGUCUCUGGACCCAACACUGGAUUAAGUGGUACCAUUAUCAAAAUGGAUGAUUUGACUGCUCAGAUAUCCACUGAAGCUGGCAGAAUUGUUGAUGCUUUGAUUUCAGAUCUCCAAUCAUAAAAAAAUGUUAUUAAAAAAAUGGACAUCGAAGAGAAUCCAGAUGCUGGAGCUGGACAACAGAAACCAGGAUUCAAGAGAAACGAUCUAGUCAAGUUCGGUCUGAUUGAUAAUGAUAUCGGAUGUAUCCUCAAUAUCAGCAAUAACGAAGUCAGUGUCCUCGAUUUAACCAAUCAAAUCAAAAAUAUCAAUAAAUUAGCUAUCAGAAACUCCAUCAACACAAGAAACAAUGUGGUCAAAAAUAUGUAUGGUAAUGACAUCAGGUAAUAGGAUCUAGUAGUCAUAUUGGAUGGUUUCUAUAAAAAUAACAAAGCAACUGUCCUACAUGUAUAUAGAGAUUAUUUAUUCCUAUUCAAUGGCAAAUUUGACAACACCCAAGGAGUAAUCAUAGAAAAAGCCAACAAUUGUGGUCUAGUCUCUUCCUCCAAAAAGCCAGAUCCUGGUGCCAACACUAUAUCCCAAAUGCCCAAUGAAGAUUGGAAAAAUCUCAGAGGACAGAUGGUUACCAUUCGUAAAGGACAAUGGUAAUCUUACAGAGGAAUGGUCCAAGAAGUCACCAGUAGAGUUGCCACAAUCUAAUUGUCAGCUAAAAAUUUGGUUGUUAAAGUUCCAUUAGAAUGUAUAAAAUCCGAAUCUUCAAACUCCCAUCUUCAAGUUGGAAAAACCCCACAACAUCAUCCAGGCAUGUCAACAAGAGUUUGGGAUGAUCUUGAAGGUGUUCAAUAAUCAGCUAUGCGAGGAGGAUAUCAAUCUCCAUACAUCACUUAUCAAACCCCUAUGCGUAAUGAUUGA